ACUGUAGUAGUGCCUAUUUUAAAGAUGAACAGAAAGGAGGUUUUGCUAUUAAUUGUUGCCGUUGCGGUUUCGGCCGCUGUAGGAGCUGAUCUUUUUGGAUUUAAGGAAGACCCAGAAGAAAACCCCAACCGACUAAACAAAAACAACCGCACCCCGAUAUAUAUACCAAAUCACUGUGGAGAAAAUGAAAUACUCUACCCAGGAGAUCAGAGUGACGAUUGGGUCUGUGACUGUCGACCUGGUCACGUUUACCAUCCGGCAUCGCGCGGUUGCUUUCCGCUGUUUACGCAAGCUUACUGCGCGGACGGUGAAUACGUGGAAAUCCGGCCAGGAGCCAAACUGCCACAAUGUACCAAGAAUACCUGCAAAGGAAAGGAAAUUCCGUUCAACGGAAGCUGCGUCAUGCUAAAUAAAAAUAAUAACGGACUUUGUCCGACUAUUCAACGCAUUCGGUUCGUAAUCGGGGUCAACGAAACGACCCUCCAACUGGGCUGCAUCUCGCACGCUCCGAUCGAUCUGAUUCGCGCUACAUCCCAGCGGGGUGACUACAGGACUAUUGGCGAACAGACGGUGCUGACCAAGGAAGGAACGGUACUGUUCCUGGCUGCCAGCAAAUGUGCUCCAGGAUCUGGUGCUCUAAUCAACGGAACCUGUACGACAGAGUGAAACAGUGGCGAACAAUGGCAAUCGUGAAAGUUUAUCAAUAAAUGAGUUGCGUAAUGUUCUCUACAUGAAUCCUACAAUGCGGUUUUAUUGAGAACCAGUUCCAUUAGUGAAUGUAAGCGUUAGGUUAAGUACACCCAAAAUACAUAUU
This is a messenger RNA of Sabethes cyaneus, 814 nucleotides long. RefSeq lists its product as uncharacterized. The transcript is spliced from 3 exons. NCBI's taxonomy places the organism in Eukaryota, Metazoa, Arthropoda, Insecta, Diptera, Culicidae. The coding region runs from base 25 to 666 and encodes 213 amino acids. The record is from RefSeq and is a predicted model, not a curated record.